Messenger RNA from Anguilla rostrata (American eel), 9152 nucleotides. RefSeq names its product astrotactin 1 (gene astn1). The coding region runs from base 1380 to 5033 and encodes 1217 amino acids. Gene Ontology annotation, molecular function: protein binding. Gene Ontology annotation, cellular component: membrane; endosome. The transcript has 24 exons. Lineage: Eukaryota; Metazoa; Chordata; Actinopteri; Anguilliformes; Anguillidae. The record is from RefSeq and is a predicted model, not a curated record. Gene Ontology annotation, biological process: neuron migration; neuron cell-cell adhesion.
GAAAGACAUCUCUCAAUAGCGUCAUUCCUCUUUUACUGAAAGUUUAAAACGGGUCAGUUUGGCUCAAACCGAACAGGAGCGUAACGGCUGCCGAAAAAGGGAUCCAGUGGAAAGACCUGACAGAAAGGCACACAAUAAGCUGUUCAGUGUUAAUUAAACUCUAACAGAGUACAUCCGGGUCCGGCGGAGAACUUCCCUGCCAAUAGAGCGGUGUCCUAACAAAUCACACAGCUCACUGAGACAUAUGACCACCGUCGUGUUGCGUAUCGCAACAAUCAUUCCACAAUUUAAUCAUUUUACGUUUGCUGGAUUUUAUACUAAGUAGGCUAGGUGGCUUCUAUUCUGCCUACCUGAGGCAGGUGCCGUGACUAGAUUGUGUUAGCAAACAAUUCUUAUUGUUUUUUUUAAUGCAUGCGAUGUGAAUUUAUAAACUCUAUAUAACAAAAUAUCAUCAGAAUCUUGCCAAAUCACAGAGUACAGAUAUUUAAAUAUUUCUGUCUUGCGUGUAUAAUCAUCCAUUCUGCACUUUAGAGAACAUGGCGCGCUGUUCCUUAAGAUGUCUGUUAUUUUGGGUUUAAGAAGGUCUGCUGAGGUAACGAGGUUUUUGUCUUUUAGGGAGGCAGAGUUUAAGUGCAAACUUGUCUUGGUUAACAGCGUCCAUUAGAAAAUUAGACGGGUCUGACGGAAACCAGCCAUACGCUCGAGUUGUGAACCGGAGCGAAAUCGCACACUCUCUGAAUUUUUAAAAGGGACAUUUUCUAAUGGAAAUUGUGAUUAAUCUCCUGACCAUUUCUGUUAUCUAAAAAAACUAAAACCUAAAAGAGCAGUUGACUCUGCUUAUUCUACAGAGUGCUCCAAGACAGUAUGAAAUAAUUGAUGACGAACGGUGAGGCAUUGAGCAGCACGGUGCUUGGUGGAGAGCGGACCGUUUUUUAACGUCUUACAAGAGAGAAUGCAGGGUACGUUUCUGCUUUCUGCACGUGUACCUCAAUCUCAGCGGUGCUCAUUUAAGACUUGAUCCUGACAGGAAGCUGCUCCUGCCUUCUCUCUAAAGGACACUGGUCUGUCUUCCGUAGCCUGUGAUUUUUCUCCCUCCAUUCUCUUCAUUUAGCCGCCCCUGGAGACCCACAGGUGAAAAGUUCCGUGCGGAAUUUGCGUCUUCACUCCAUAUCUAGCACAAAGCCCUUCCUCUAACGAGGUGCAGUCGCGAGGGCUUGCAUGCAACCCUGCCUGAGCCGGACGUGGUGUGGAUAAAGUUCCAGGCAAGUCAACUGGACAGCUAUAUUUAAUCUGUGGGCUGGUUAUCCGCGAAGAGAAAUGGCGGGCUAACCGAAAACUCAGAAAGCUUUCCAAACAAUUGCACGUCAAGGGAGCUUGCCAUGUCGGAUUGCCAGGAUGACUCAAGAUUGGAAACGAACGCUUGGGGAGAGAUUUCUGGGAACUCGGAGGACAUCCCGCUGGUGCGCUGGAGGCAGCAGUGGCUGGAGAACGGGACCCUGCUCUUCCACAUCCACCACCAGGACGGCGGCCAGAACCUACCGGGCCUGGCCCCCACCGACUACCCCGCCAACGACUCCGCCGAGGAGGAGCUCCGCAUCCUGCACAUCUCCGUCAUGGGUGGGAUGAUCGCGCUGCUGCUCUCCAUCCUGUGCCUGGUGCUGAUCCUGUACACGCGGCGGCGCUGGUGCAAGCGCCGGCGCGUGCCGCAGCCGCAGAAGAGCGCCAGCGCCGAGGCGGCCAACGAGAUCCACUACAUCCCGUCGGUGCUGAUGGGCGGGCCGGCGCGCGAGAGCCUGCGCAACUCCCGCGGCGGCCCGGGCCACAGCGCCAGCGGCACGCUGAGCGUGCGCGAGACGCCCAUCCUGGACGGCUACGAGUACGACAUCGCCGACCUGCGGCAGCACCUGCAGCGCGAGUGCAUGAACGGCGGCGAGGACUUCGCCAGCCAGGUGACGCGCACGCUGGACUCGCUGCAGGGCUGCAACGACAAGGCCGCCAUGGACCUCACGCCUGGGAAUGACAGUACCAAGCUCUGCCUGAUGAGCAAGUACAAGGACAACAUCAUCGCCACCAGCCCCGUCGAUGCCAACCACCAGCAGAACACGCUCCUCCCGCACAACACCUCCACCAAUCAGCGCAAGCGCCUGUCCAGCAAGACCCGCGCGGGUUCCGCCUUCCUGAACCCGGACGGGGACUCUGGGACGGAGGCGGACAGCGAGCCCCAGCUGACCUUUUACACUGACCCCAACCGAAGCAGGCGCCGCAGCCGAGGCUCGCCGCGAAGCCCCAUCAACAAGACCACCCUGACUCUGAUCAGCGUGGCCAGCUGCGUGAUCGGCCUGGUGUACUCCUCCCACCUGUCCUGCGGCCUCAACGUGCGCGUCAUCCUGCACGUGCCCGAGCACCUCAUCGCCGACGGGUCCCGGUUCAUCCUGCUGCAGGGCAGCCAGCUGGACGCCAGCGACUGGCUGAACCCGGCCCAGGUGCUGCUGUUCUACCAGCAGAACGCCAGCGGGCCCUGGGUCAGCGAGCUGUGCGGGCGCCGCCUCCUGGACCCCUGCGAGCACCAGUGCGACCCCGACACAGGUGAAUGCCUUUGCUUCGAUGGCUACAUGAGGGAUCCUGUCCAUAAACACCUGUGCAUUCGCAACGAGUGGGGACCGAACCAAGGGCCCUGGCCCUACACCAUCUUCCAGCGCGGCUUCGAUUUGGUGAUGGGAGAGCAGCCGUCCGACCGGAUCUUCAGGUUCACGUACACGCUCGGGGAGGGCAUGUGGCUGCCCCUCAGCAAGAGCUUCGUCAUCCCGCCCGCGGAACUGGCCAUCAACCCCUCCGCCAAAUGCAAGACCGACAUGACCGUCAUGGAGGAUGCCGUGGACGUCAGGGAGGAGCUGAUGAUUUCCUCCUCGUUCGACAGCCUGGAGGUGCUCCUGGACUCCUUCGGGCCGGUGCGCGACUGUUCCAAAGACAACGGCGGGUGCAGCCGAAAUUUCCGCUGCAUCGCCGACCGCAAGCUGGACUCCAGCGGCUGCGUGUGCCCCCCUGGCCUGAGCCCCAUGAAAGACGGGACGGGGUGCUACGACCACCACAUCGGCAUCGACUGCUCGGACGGCUUCAACGGCGGCUGCGAGCAGCUGUGUCUCCAGCAGCUGGUCCCCUUACAGGAGGAUCCCACCCUGUACAACAUUCAGAUGUUCUGCGGCUGCAUCGAGGACUACAAGCGGGGCCCGGACGGGCGGUCCUGCCAGCCCCUCUCCGAGGCCUGCACCGAGGGCCUGGACUGCGGGGACACCGCCGACAUCCCCGCCAACCAGACCGUGUUCGGCGACCUCUUCUACGGCUACAACAACCACACCAAGGAGGUCACCUCCGGGCAGAUCCUCAAGGCCACCUUCAGGCAGAAGAACUUCGCCAGAGGAAUCGAGCAGCAGCUCCCGGACGGCAUGGUGGUGGCGUCGGUGCCGGCCGAGGUGCAGUGCCAGGAGGAGCUGUCCGACCCUGUGCCCGACCCCGAGUAUCUCACAGGGCUGGUGAACUACAGCGAGGUUUCCGGAUACCCCCUGGUCCAGCAGUGGAGGCUGAGGUCCAUUUUGUACCACGUCAAGCUCAAUCAGUGGACCCUCUCACAAGCCUUCAGCUCCGCCAUCCACUCGCUGGACGGCGCCACGCUGCGGAACGACUUCGUCUCCAUCCUGAAGGAGUUCGGCAACCACUUCAUCCAGGAAGCGGUGUACGGGUUUGAGGAGUCCUGCAACAUCUGGUACCCCAACAAGCAGGUCCAGAGGCAGCUGUGGCUGGAGUACCAGGACAUCAGCAAAGGAAACUCGCCGUCGGACGAGUCCGAGGAGCGGGACAAGGAGCCGCGGACGCUGACGUACCCCGCCUACGUGGCCAGCCUGCUGGACUCGGGCGCCAAGCGCAUGGCGGCGGGCGUGCGGAUGGAGUGCGGCAGCCAGGGCCGGUGCCCCUCCGCCUGCCACCUGUGCCACAUGAGCCCCGGGCCCGCGCGCCCGGCCGAGCCCGUCCUGCUGCAGAUCACCAAGGCCGCGCCGCUCUACGAGCUGGUGUCCAACAACGAGACGUACCAGGCGCUGCAGGAAGCCCUGAAGAGCAUGCUGUGGUGCUCGGGGAAGGGCGACGUCAUCGACGACUGGUGCCGCUGCGACUCCAGCGCCUUCGGCUCCGACGGGCUGCCCACGUGCGCCCCCCUCCCCCAGCCCGUCCUGAAGCUCUCGCACACCUACGAGCCCAGCAGCUCAUUGGUCAUCAUGGAAUGGAACCACACGGAGCCACCAAUAGGGGUGCGGAUCGUCGAUUACCUCAUCAGUCAGGAGAAGGUCACGGAGAGGACGGACCACUCCAAGGUGGAGACAGAGUCCUUGCUGAGCUUCGUGGAUGACAUCCUGUCUGGGGCCAAGUCUCCGUGUGUGAUGCUGGGGGACAUCCCCGGCCUCCUCACCUCCUCCAUCAGCAUGAUAAUCCGCUGCCUGGAGCCUGACACCACCUACAUGUUCAGACUGUGGGCGGUGGACAACACAGGAAGGCGCUCCGGCUCCAGUGAGAUCACCAUUAAGACGCCCUGCCCAGCGGUGGACGAUGUCAAAGCACAAGAGAUCGCCGACAAGAUCUACAACCUGUUCAACGGCUACACCAGCGGGAAGGAGCAGCAGACGGCCUACAACACGCUGAUGGACCUGGGCUCCCCCACCCUGCACCGCGUGCUCUACCACUACAACCAGCGCUACGAGAGCUUCGGGGAGUUCACCUGGCGCUGCGAGGACGAGCUGGGCCCCAGGAAGGCCGGCCUGAUCCUCUCGCAGCUGGACGACCUGAGCGGCUGGUGCAGGGGCCUCCUCCAGGAGCCCAAGAUCGGCCUGCGCCGCGCCUCCCUCAAGUACCUGGCCUGCCGCUACACCGACACCAAGGCCUUCGGCCUCAACUGGGUGGACCUGGGCCAGGACGUGCGCAAGGCCUGCGACGAGCAGCUCCUCCCCGUUCUCUACAACGACUACGGCGAGCCCAAGGACCUGUGAGGGGCACGCCGCCGUCCGGCUCCACCGGCGGUUAGAACAAACAGGGCCGCUCCACCGUCCCCCCCCCACGGGGUCACCUUCAAAACAUACAAAAUGGCUGCCAGGAAAAUAAAUGUUCCCUCAACUAAUGUGUGGUAAAAAGCUAUCCCCAAAAACACUCCAAACAAAACAAAAAAAAAAAUGAUCUCAAGCUUAAAUGCUUGUAUUACUUAAUUUAGUGUAUAUUUUCCCAGAUAGCUUGCACAACAGAUACCAGUUAAUUUUUGGGUACUUUUCUAGGAAGUGCUUACAGUGUGUAAAUAAGAAACGUCUAACUGAACAACUUCUUUAUGUGUUCUUAAUGCUUGUCUUUAGCGUAUACUAACGUGGGGACUUGGUGACUGAACGGUUAAACUGAAAGUCUCCCAAAGAUGUAUUAUACAAAACAGAAAGUUUACUAAAAUGUGGAAUGUAGUACUUAAAACCUUAGAGCUAACUGUUGUUCGGGUCUCACUAAUUUCUCUUUUUUUCCCCUAUGUAAACAGUAUUAAGUAGUUUGGGAAGAUGGAACCAUUGCGUGAUGUCUUGAUCUGUGUUUUUAGUCUGAAUAUAUUUUACGCUAUUAUAAUAUGCCAAAACCAUCUAAAACUCUCACUCUCGUGCAGCUUCGACAUACAGAGUUCACACGGAUGUGACCUAGGGAAAUGAUGUUUAUUCAGAGAGCUCGGACGAGGGAAGAGACAUAUUAUUGUAAUUGGAGAAACCGAGCUCUUUACUCUGAAAAACAGUUUUCACACGUUUACCCUGGCAGAACGUGAUAUAGGUAUACCUUUGGCAUCUUUAUUGUGCUAAAUAUGUAGGUGCUAUGAAUGUUAUAGCUGCAGGAAUACUCUGAGGCUUAUCCUGGGUGCAUUAAGGGUGAAAACCCAUGGAAAUCUGUGAAUUUAACUCGCAUGUUUAUAAACACAGUUUUAUGUUGGGAUAAUGAGAACAAAUUAUCAAUUAAAUUUCAAAUAAAAUUUUUGCCACCUCAUUUCACAUAGUUCUUAAAAAAAAAUGUAAAACAUGAAGUGAGGUCAACUUAAUCUUAACCGCUCAUCUUAAUUUCGGUGUGUAGGCCUUCAAUAAAUGACAGUCUCUGUGUGCCUAUAAAUCUUUAAGAUCAGAGGUGUGUAUACAUGAGAAAAAAAAAACAUUUUUUUAAGGAUAAAGCGAACCACUCCUGUCCUCUACCUCCGUGCAGUAGUGUGAGUUUAUUCACAAUAGCAUUGUGCUCAUUUAGUCUAUUAUCUCAAACAGUGCACAGCCUGAAAAUAUGACUGAAGAUCUUAUAUGAAUCAACAAGCCCAGCCAGAAGAGGUGUGGCAUGCUUCACCUUUAGUGAAGUAUACUAUCGAGCCUGCAGGUAAUCAGAGCAGUAGGUACAAUUUAGUUGGGAAACUGGCGGGCAUUGUUGGGCUGAAUGGCCUGUUCUCCUCGUUAUGAUAUGUUAAAGAACUCUUCUGCAGUUUUCUAUUACAGCGUACACCUUCUUCUCUUCUUCUAGUGGUCAGUGAGCCCGGUGAGCAGAGGACUUAUAGGCAAGCUAACUGCGUGCAGAAACUUGCAGUUUUAAACUGUAUUUAUGUGUACAAAAUGAUUUAUGUUAUCAAAUAUCAGUGAAUUUUUUUUUUGACGUUUUGAUGCUGAAAUCAUCGAUCCCUUGAAGUCAUCUCAUCAGUCCGCGCUGAUUUAUGACACAUUCUCUUUAUUUUUUUGCAGGCUUGAGAGCCGCUAGUUACGCUUCAGCAGUAGGUUUUGGCAGCCCCGAGGUCCUGCAGGCCGACCCAGGCUCGGAUGACAUAACCGUAAUCGUUUCCGCAAAAAAAACCAGAGAAAAAAAAAAACAAAAACAAACCUGAAGGUUUGCGGGGUCAGCGCGAGCCAGGCCGCUCCUCGUAAUCUGCGCCGCGAAAAAGAACGCGCCGUGAAGUCCGAUAUGUUUUCAGCCCAACGGCGUACCUGAGGAGGAGGGCGUCAGUGGAAAUGGAGAGAGUGUCAGGGAGGAAGUCGGCUGUGCUUUUUCGGGGGAAACGACAGCCGUCUGGCUCUUGCUCGAGUUCACCUUGGAUACUUCACGGUCAGAUUGAGUUUCUUUUUAUUAGGAUACAAAUUCUGACACUUGUUAGAAAAAAUCGCUGCUGCUGCAUACGAACCUCGUGAUUAAUUGUUUCCCAAUGCGAUUUGAAUGGUCUUAUAUCCAUUAUGGCCCAUAAUAAACCAUUGGAUUUUAUCCAGAGCCAGUGCGAGACAGUUUAGCAGGUAACCUGGAACAUCGACCCCUUGUUUUUUUCACAGAAUAAGGACAGUAAAAUGAUCACCUUGUUGUCUAGCAACGCCAGUACGUUUCCCUGAAAUCAGUGCUCUCUCAUUCAGAUAUAAAGAUUCAUUCCUUACCCUAACAUUCAUCACUAACUAUGCUUUAUCUAUCUAAUGGCUUCAUUUACUGUUUGAAAUGGGCUUUUGUGCAAGGCUGCCUAACCCUUUUUUUUUUGGAGCUGGUAUUCAUUCCAGAUAAAUUUCAAUCAAUCAAGCCACAUGCAUGUGCACACACACAUACAGGUCUUCCCAGGACCAAAUUUUAGGUUUUGUGGUUAUGGUACUUCAGUAUUGCUUUUUAACUGUUAUGGGAUCAUGAUGGUGAAUUAUUUUAUUUUACGAGAUAUCUUAGCACCACAAAUCUUUGGUAGGAACUGAACCUAACUGGCAACUUGGAUUUCAAAUCUAGGUGCAAUAUAUUUAAGUCCAUAUUUCCCUGAAACUGAUUGUGGACGUUUGAUUUCUGUCUUCUAACAAUGACGAAUGUAAUCUGAAAUUCAAUUGAAUUAGAAAUUUCAUACAUACAAUGUCAUAAAUACAGUAAAAUGUCAAAUCAGAGUUGAUUUGACACAGUGUAUAGUUAAAAUCACUCGCGUGAACUGAGAACAAUCUAGUCCCACAAGGAAUUCCGUUUAUUUCUCAUUUAAACACAGUAGUGUGUAUUUGUGGUUUGUAUACAAUAGAUCUAAUUAGUAUUCAGUAAAUAGUAUGAUUUAGAGACAUAGAGUAUGACACCAUAUCACAACAGCAAAAAUACAUUGCGAAGCUGAUCACUGUGAGAAAGGAACCUUUUUCUUUUUUUUUUUAAGCGAGAGCAAAAAGUCACGGGUUCCUUAUCCCAGUCGUCAUGAGCCCUUCACUCCCAUAGGCCUCUGCCGGGGGGGGGGCGUUCAGCCUGAGUAGGAAGCUCCCAGCGCUGGAUGUGUGUCUGAGUCACCAUGGGCCCUGGGUGAUGGGACGGGGACGGGGACGGGGGGGGGGGGGGUGAGGUGAAUAAUUAGCCUGCAGCUAAAAGCGGUACCUCGCUGAUGGAGAGGCGUUCCCCCAGAGGACCCGUGAGAGGGUACGGCCCAGAAAAGCCAGGCAGCCAGGGGGGGAGGCUUUUGCAGGCAUUACACCCCAGAUCAGGAAUGUGACUAAUUCCAAAAGCAGGGGUGUCCAAUCUUAUCCGAAAAAGGGGCCGGUGUGGGUGCAGGUGUUUUUUUUCAGCACAGCAACACGACACCUGACUUAACUAAUUAACUAAUCUAAUAAUGAACCAAUCAUGGUCUUCAAUCAAGACCUAAGAUAAGUACAAUCAGGGGUCAUAGUGCUCAGCAUGAACAAAAGCCUGCACCCACACCGGCCCUUUUCGGAUAAGAUCGGACACCCCUGUCCUGAAGGGCCUGGGGAGCUUGGUGGGGCCCGCGCCCUGUACUUGGUCCAUGUCGGAUUUUUUCCUGCAUUCCAUUUUUAUGUCACGAAACUCGGCACGUUUCGGUCGACCCCUCGGUUCUGGUUUUGGGUUUCGGUCUUCAAAUCCUGUCCGUUACCCAUUUCAAUUUUUGCGUGGGAUCACAUGCGCGACACGAUUGGUUGUGUGCUUUUUUGCGCUUUAGGAAACUAAAAUUUAUUUACAUGUAGAUAGCAGCUAGUCAUGGUUGAUCGCAAUUCAAGUUCCAUUCACAGUUUAUUAUUGUAUACACAUACACCCGCCAUUUUUUUCUAAAUCAAUGUUUAAAUGCUUUUCUUAACGUGUUCCCCUGUGUUAAUUUGAUUCUAAUAAAUAAAAGUCUUCACAAA